This is a messenger RNA of Acyrthosiphon pisum (pea aphid), 1449 nucleotides long. RefSeq names its product proton-coupled amino acid transporter 4-like. Gene Ontology annotation, biological process: amino acid transmembrane transport. The record is from RefSeq and is marked provisional. Gene Ontology annotation, cellular component: vacuolar membrane. Lineage: Eukaryota; Metazoa; Arthropoda; Insecta; Hemiptera; Aphididae. Gene Ontology annotation, molecular function: L-amino acid transmembrane transporter activity.
GGUUCGCAAGGCGUAGAGCCGGAACUCCAAUCGUUCCUGUUGGAUGACAAGUCCAAGAUGAAAGAAGUACCACCGCAAACCAAACGGAAAUCUAGCAAAAAUCAAGAAAAAAGCGAAGUCGCAAAUCUCAAUGGCAUCGAAUACUUCGAUCCAUUCCUCGAGAGAAACUUGGAACACCCGACCACCAACGGCGAGACUCUGACUCAUUUGCUCAAAGCGUCUCUGGGAACCGGGAUUCUGGCCAUGCCUCAAGCUUUCCAGUGUUCAGGACUUAUAACUGGCAUAUUCGCAACAGUGUUCGUGUCGUUCGUGUGCACGUUUUGUUCGUACUCACUGGUGAAAUGCGCCCACACGCUCUAUAGGCGGACCAGAGUGACGGCCAUGGGCUACGCGGACGUGGCCGAAGUGGCGUUCGCCAACGGACCAGCUUGGUCGCGAAAGUUCUCGUCGCUCACCCGGCAAUUGGUACUCUGGCUGCUGUUCGUCACGUACUUCGGGACUUGCAGCGUGUACACGGUGAUCAUCGCCUCCAACUUCGAACAGCUGUUCGCCCACCACAUGGGCUACGCGUUGAACCUCCGAUACUUCAUCGCCAUGCUGCUCUUGCCGCUCAUACUGCUCAGCUACGUGCCCAAUCUCAAGUACUUGGCGCCCGUGUCCAUGGUCGCCAACCUGUUGAUGUCCGUCGGUCUGGGCGUCACGUUCUAUUACACGCUCAACGACAUACCCAGCAUUUCGGACAGGCCGGCCGUGGGGUCCUUGGAAACGUUCCCGACGUUCUUCUGCCUCACCGUGUUUGCCAUGGAAGCCAUCGGAGUGGUGAUGCCGUUGGAGAACAACAUGAAAACGCCCAGAAAAUUUUUGGGAGUUUUCGGCGUGCUGAACGUCGGCAUGGGUGGCGUGACGGUCGUAUACAUUCUUCUCGGUUUCCUCGGUUUCUUGAAGUACGGUGAUGAGACGAAAUCCAGUAUAACGCUAAACCUUCCCACCGAAGACGCUGCCGCUCAAGUGGCCAAAAUAUGCAUCAGCUUAGCAGUGUUCUGCACAUACGGUCUACAGUUUUUCGUUUGUUUGGAAAUCGCGUGGACCAAAAUCCAGGAAAACUUUGAAAAAGCUACAAUCUACCACAAUUACGUCUUGAGAACGGUUCUGGUGACUUUGUCUGUGGCGAUCGCGGUGGCCGUGCCCACAAUCGGACCGUUCAUCGGACUCAUCGGCGCCUUCUGUUUUUCGCUGCUCGGCAUCAUCGCGCCGAUGAUCAUCGAGUUCGCCACGUACUGGGACCAGGUGACCGUCUGGAUGACCAUCCGGAACGCGGUGCUGAUCUCCGUCGGCAUCCUGGCGCUGGUCUUCGGCACGUCCAACAGCGUGGCCGACAUCAUCACCGCGUACGUGCCCGUCCCCGAGCUGCCCAUCAACGCCACGGGGACGCGCACGGCCGCCCAAUGA